Molecule: messenger RNA, 2289 nt
Organism: Spathaspora passalidarum NRRL Y-27907
Lineage: Eukaryota; Fungi; Ascomycota; Pichiomycetes; Serinales; Debaryomycetaceae
Gene: URK1
Product: uridine kinase
Exons: 2
Coding region: 1-1467 (488 amino acids)
Cellular component (GO): cytoplasm
Molecular function (GO): ATP binding; kinase activity
Source: RefSeq, a predicted model, not a curated record
AUGUCCCCACGUAAUGGAGGCCGUAUAAGCAGAGUAACCCCUGAAGGUGCUGACCACGAUCGUAACAUUGACGAUAAAGCUAUCCUGAAGUAUAUACCACCCUGGACAACACCCUACAUUAUCGGGAUUGCUGGAAACUCAGGUCUGGGGAAGACAUCAAUCUCGCAACAAAUCAUUCAUAUGAUAAACCAGCCAUGGACUAUCCUUAUCUCGUUUGAUAAUUUCUAUAACCCGCUCCUGCCGGAAGAACGGGUAUUGGCAUUCUCGAACAAUUUCGACUUUGACCAUCCGAAUUCCCUCGAUUUGGAUUUGUUAGUUGCUACAAUCGACAAAUUGAAGCAUGGAGGAAGGGCAACCAUCCCAGUGUAUUCCUUCAAUUUGCAUAAUCGUACCUCGAAAACUAACAUAAUCUACGGCGCCAAUGUGAUCAUCAUCGAAGGAUUGUAUGCGUUGUAUGACCAACGAUUGUUGGACAUGAUGGAUUUGAAGAUUUACGUGGACACAGACUUGGAUAUAUGCCUUGCGCGACGUCUAACACGAGACAUAUUGUAUCGAGGUCGAGAUUUACCAGGAGCGAUUAAGCAGUGGGAGAAAUUUGUUAAACCUAAUGCGGUCAAGUUUGUCAAUCCCACGAUGAAAAACGCUGAUUUGAUCAUCCCGCGAGGAUUGGACAAUUCUAUCGCGAUAGAGUUGAUGAUUAACCAUAUUAAGAAACAGCUUGCGUUGAAAUCACGCAACCAUUUGUUGCAUUUGAAGCAAUUGGGUGUGGAUAUGAAGUUUGAAGUAGACAAAUACAAUAUCAAGAUUUUGGCCGAUACUAAUCAAGUGAGAGGGAUUAAUUCGAUCUUGUUUAGCGAAAAUACUUCUAGAAGUGACUUUAUCUUCUACAUGGAUAGAAUGUCAGUGUUACUUAUUGAAGUAGCACAACAAUUCUUUAAUGAAUACACAGAUGAAAUUAUACCUACCGGGAACAACAUGUCGUACAAUGGACUUCGGAUGAAUCAAGACUAUAUUGCCAUAACAGUAAUGCAGAGUGGUGACACAUUUAUGAAGUCAAUCAAGAAAUGUUUUGCUGAUAUCAAGCUUGGCAAGCUCUUGAUUCAAAGUGAUUCAACCACAGGUGAACCUCAAUUACAUUUUGAAUCACUUCCUGCAAAUAUAAAUGAGUACGAAUCGAAGAUCUUGUUAUUUGAUUCCCAGAUUAUAAGUGGGGCGGGUGCAAUUAUGGCCAUUCAAGUAUUGCUCGAUCAUAAAGUUGAAGAAGACGAUAUCAUUUUGGUAUGCUAUCUCGCUACUGAAAUUGGUAUUAGACGAAUAGUCAACGUAUUUCCCAAGAUCAAUAUCGUUAUUGGAAAAUUAUCCAGUAUGGAACCAAGCAACAUGUGGUAUAAUAAAGAAGGGUUCUUAGAUAGUCACUGGCAUUUCCGUAACAGGUUUAUAGACACAUUAUACUACGGAUCUGGUUGAGAUACAAAAAAAGAAUGCCAUUAUUAUGUAUGUACCUAAAACUAAUAAAAACACACAAACACACACACAUACACGUUACCCAAAUUUAAAAAUAAGCCCCCGAAUCAAACUAAAUAAAAAUCUCUAUAAUACUUUAGGUGCUUCAAACCUCAAAGCGAUGGAGUUUCGCCGUUUAUGAUUCCUGAACUUAAACGAAUGCAACAGCUUGUCAAUUUGAAUCAUAUUAUUGUCACCACCCGGAAUCCUGGAGUUAUCAUCUGGUUUGGUUAAAUCAGAAGUACUGAGGUUGCUAUAAUGAUUGGAACAGACGUUGUAUACUUCAUCAUUAAAAUUAUUCAAAUCACAAAUGGAAAUUCGGCGAUUGCCCAAGUGGUGGGUAUAGUUAUCUUCCAGAUUCAAAUUAGGAAGCGAAUGUGAUUUUACGGGGCCAUUUCCAAGACUGCUAUGACGACGACUCAUUCCAUGGUGUAGACGAUGCUGUAAAUGAUGACUAUGAUUAUGACGAUGGGGAGGAGGGGGAGAACUGUUAUCGGCAAUCACCAUGGCGGAAGCAUUUGGAGAAGAGCUACAUGACGAAGUCGACGAGCAUGGUGAUACUGCCACGGGGUUAUUAUAAACGAGGAAUGCAUUCAAGGGGUAGUUUGACCCAUUGGUUUCCAUGGGCGACUCUAUGGCCAAUGAACAUUUGCGUGACAUUAUGAACCAAAAUAAAUGGUAGGUAUUAUAUUAUCGAAGUCAACUUUGUAGUAAAAUGCAAGGUAUUAUUAUGAAGUAAAGUAACCGAAACCAAAUCAAGAAGUAAAAAUAUUAGAAGAGAAAAAA